GUCCCCGCGAAUAUCAUUUUUUUUUUCCCUUGUCGUUUCUGUGCUUCUUGCCUCUUGUCCGCCGGUACUCUCGCCGAGCCGUUGCACCCUCGUACGCGUUCCGUCCGCCGCCUGGCGAAAUGCGAUUGAAUUUGGCCGCGUAAUUGCGUAUCUGGCGUCCUAAAAAUAGACUCCUCGCUCGGCUAUGCCGUUGCGGCGGCGGCGCGGUCCGGCGCCCGCACGUCCCGCCGAUUCGCCGUCGACCGCGGAGGAGUCGCCGCCGCCAGCAGCAGAUUGUAAUUAUAGACACCGUCACGCCGUACGCGCGCGGCACACGCUGGGCACACACUGGGCGCACCAACGGCACACGGCGCACGCGGACACCCGUUAAUACCGAGACGCGAAUCCCGGCGAAAGCAAAUUCAGACGCGCCGCGAACUGCAGGUAAAAUUGUCACGAUACAACGAAUUAAUAAAUGACUAAUAAAUAUCAAUUUGUUUAUGUAUAAACGAAUAUUAAUACGUAUUAACGGUUAUCGAGCGUUUUGUUGAUUAACUAACGCGUUCGCACGUUAUUAUUACACUAGUCAAUAUCGUAAUAUUAUUAACCAUCAUAAUUCACUGCGAUAACGGACCGACCCGAAAACAUUGCAUAUCGAUUAGACGUUAUUAAUAUCGAAUUUAAUGCAAAAUCGGUCUGAGCCACCUUUGCUUAAUAUUAUCGUUAGAUGACAGCACCCGAACCGUUAUCGUAUUUUAAUGUAAUUAAUAAUUUUAAGUGCAAGAAUAGACCGAAGCGGAUUAGUCUGUCUUACAUCCAUUUUGGGUUAGUCCGUUAUUGCACCGAAGGCACCUCAAUUUCGUCCCGGGAUGCCAUUGUUAGUUACCGUACGUUUUGGUCCGUUUCUCGGGCCGUCUAUUUCGGUAGACUUUCGCACGCUGGCCCGCCCCGCCCCGCUUACGGUCUCGGUAUUAUCCUUUUUCCGGAUUCGUUUCAGUUUUGAUCCGGAUCCGUAAUGUUAUACGCAGGCGGAUAGACGACCAAUUCCUUAUAGUAAUUUACCGGUGGAAAUCGUCUGUUUCCCGCCUGAAUAAAAUGGUUUAAUUUUGAAAAAAAUACAUACAAAAUCUUUCGAACUAAUAUCAUUUAUUAUCUCGACUGUCGUAUUGAAAACGAAUGUUGAUUUGACCGACUCGAGAGAGUUAAUACAAAUUUAACCCUUUAAUCCCUAUUCUCUUUAUAUUCGUCCUUGAAUUGUUCGUCAUUUUUUCACACUCGACCGAAUUAUUGCCUUGUUCGAACAGGUAAAACAUAAUAAUUUAUAUCGGAUCCGGAACAUACAUUAUAAGUCGAUCCGAUUUAUUUCGAUUGAUCAUGCAAUAAUGAAAAAUAAUACAUUCCGGAUCUAACGAUUAAAUCUUUUUUUGAUGUCAAGCACUGUCCGAGUUUAUCGCUGUAAAGAUUUUUCAUUCUUCGUAAAACACGGUUGUUAGUUUUAACCUGUGUGAAUGUCUGCAUGGACGUACCGUUGUUCAACGUCGGAUUUUAAACAUUUUUCUGAAAGGGGUUCUGACAAAUUAUACAUAUUUUAAAUGUAUCUAUUAAUAGAUGCCUCAUUUUUCUUUAAACGAUGUUUCAUUGAAAUUAUAUCGGUGUUUGGGGGGUGGUCUAGACCCCCUGAAUUCUCCCCCCUAUAAAUCCGUCACUGGCACUGCUAGUAUAUAUAUAUAUACCGUUCUGCGAUUCUUAAUUUCGAUAAACGUUUUUCACCUUUAGUUUUAUUAUUUUCACUUCUACGAUCAUUUGACACCAAUAAAACGAUUUUCCUAUUACCGUGGUUGGAGCUCACGUAUUUUCCAUACGUUUUAGACUAAUAAGUGGCGGAAAAUUAGACAAAAUUCUAAAGGUCCGAUUUUAAUCUGUAAUGUAGUUUGUCGACACAUUUUUCGAAUUAUUUACGAAAUCGAUUUUCGAUUUUCUACAGUUUCGCGAAGACCUCCUAAUUAAGAAAUGCAUUUUUAAAAAUUCCGUGAAAUAACCACGUUACACAAUAUUGUUUUGUAUUUACUUCGGACAUACCGAAUUUUAGUAGACAAAUCCAUUUCCAAAAUAACUUAGACGAUUUGUCGACAAACCCGUACAUAGUUGAAAAAUCGAAAUGGAUGUGGGGUACUAUGUCUAAUUUCCCAUCGCUUAUUGCUGGUCUAAAAGCCAUACAAUUCGGACCGAUUUCCCGUUAACGAGUAUCGGGCAGUAGAUCAAUGGAAAAGUCUCGUCAUUAACAAAUAUAAAUAAUUUACAAAUACCAAGAUACCUAUUAUUGGAGAAAAUUUUAAAAACCACGUCAAAUAUUAAAUAAGUCUGGUUUAUUACUCUUUUCCCCCUAACCUUCAAAACAGCGUUUUAGUCCGUUAUCAUUAUUCGACGUCCGAUCAGACGACACUCGCAGUAAAACCAAAACAUAGUUUAUUAUAUCGAAUUAAGAAUUUGUGUAAAAAAAAAAAAACAUCUAACAGUGUACUCUAAAUGUCUGAAAGUCAUACGGAGCUGUGUUUGAGUGCUGACCUAUUCCUCAGACUGUAUAGUAAUACCACACGUACAUCGCACAUAGGAUAUUUUUGGUCAAGCGAAAUGUGCGAGUGAGGUCCAAUUAGCCAGCGGUGUGUUUAUAUACCAUGUAUGUAUUUAUAUUUUGCCAAAACGGAUUUGAACAAUUUUUUAUUUUUGAAUUUGUACUAAAUUUUUUCGAGUUGUAUUCCGUUUCUUUAAAUUUACCGUGACAUUCCUGUUAGUUUAACUGUUCACAUGAACUGAUUUUAUGUUGUACUAUUUUUGAGUAUAACUGUGCACUUAAAAGCACUUUAGUUUGUUAACUCGCAUAUAUUAAAAACAGUAUUGAUUUCUUGUAUUAUAGAUAUUCCAUUUUUUUUUUUGUUUUCAAUUUAGUAGGAGGCUCCGCGGUAGACAAAUAUAUGUAUAUCCACGACACACGUGCUAAAAACAAGUGUCUUUCAAGAAAAAUAAUAAAAAACAUGUUUGUAAAACAUCGCCACCACCGACCCGUCAAUAACAAUAUAUUUUAAGAUACCCAAUAAAAAUGUUAGUUAAGUGUUUUUUUUUUAUCAAUUUUUAAAGAUCAAAGUCAAAUUUUUAAACGGGCUAAUGUAACACGUAUUAUGUCUACAAUCAUACUCGAUGCUCAAUUACUUUGAUAAAUAGAGCGCGUACACGGUUCUUGUAACCGAGCCAAUUUCGAAACUACUAGAGUGUACAGCGAAUGUUGUUUUUUCUUUCUGUACAUGAUUGUUAAACGGUGGAAAAUAUAUUUUAUCCAUUGUGACAAAUAAACCCGAAAACGAACUCGUGUAAUUUUACUGUUCGGACGUCAUCCUACUCGUGGUCUUUUUUACAAAUCGUAAACAUUUACAAUUAAAAAGCUUUAACGAUUCUUAAUUAAAAAUAAAAUCAGUUGUAUUAUGUUGUAAAUUUUGCGAGCUCAUGAAGGAAUUUUUUUGAAAAUAAAUCCCGAUUUGUUGUGCAAAACUGUGUCGGGUUUAUUUUAUUAUGUAGCAAAACUUUAAAAGUAAGUACGUUGGGAAAGUUUAAAUUAUAUACUUGUUGAAACAAUUUUGAAUUUAUUAAAUGCUACAAUUAAGAACCGCUUUUUGAAGUUUCCCUAUAAAUUUCAAACUAAGUUUGUUAGAAUUUUUAAUGUACACACGAAAAUAAAAAUUUUGAAUUAAAAAAACUAAAAAUAACGCUGAUAAGUUAAAUUAAAAUUAUGUCACAUAUUUUAACGAUAAGUUUGUUGAGUGGGUAACUAAUUUAAUUUACCUAAUGUAUUAUAUUAUAUGUUGUCGUUGUUCUAGAUGCUUUAGAAGAAUGUGAAUUAACAGGUCAAAAAAUAAAAAUAGAUUAUAGACAAUGUUUAUUUUUGACGUAUCAAAUUUGAACCAAAUUAGAUUUGAAUUUUAUUUAAAUUAUUAAUUUAUUACUAUUAUUAUUGUUUCAGUAUAAUUAUUAGCGAUGGGCGCAAUUUGGAGUCGUCCGGUAGAUAUGCCAGCAUUACCAGCCCCAGUAACAAUAUUACAUUAUUUAUUAUUCAAACAUAAAAUAAUUAUUUUAUUUUUGUACAUAUUAGGAACUUGUUGAUGAUUCUAUUGAGAAUAUUGUUAGUCCUGACGCCAAGGAGCCAGAUGAGUUUGAUCGGUAUUUAGCUAGUAUACGUGAACGGCGGCACGAUGCUCUUGCAUCGAUUAAGACCGAGAUGAACCGAUUGAGAGAGUAUAAAGAAGAACUGGAAAUGGUGAGAACAGAAAAAAACGGAUUAGAGCAACAGGUCAAAGCCCUUAAGCAAGUUGCAAACAUCAGUAAUGAUAUGUUGAAAAUCAGAGAGGCACAGGUGAUUUAUACAUUGUACCUAUAUAUGGCAUACAUACCAGAAUGUGUUGAAUAUAUGUUUAAUGCAUCUAUAAUAGGUAACUGAUUUAAAAAAACGAUUGCAAGAAAUGGAAUCGCAUGCGGACGAAUGUUUAGCUGAUUUGCGGGUGGAGUACCAAAAGCAAAUCGACAAUAUUAGGAAUUUAAGACAGCUUUAUGAGGAGCGAGCAAAAGCAGCGGCUAUGGGUCACGAAAUGGAAAUGGAUAAAGAGAGAGCUAAAAAUUCUGAACUGGAAGCUAAACUUGCCGAAGAACUUACCAGUAAGCAGGGCAUGAAUGAUUUCAUAGCAAAACUCGAAACAGAGGUACAAGGCAAGCAAACUGAGUACGAACAAAUGAAGGCAAAAUAUAUGACUACCUCCGCGGACAGGAUGAGCCUUGCAUCACAAAUGUCAUUGGUAAAUAAUUUAUUUUCCACGUUAUUAUCUGGUGAUGAAGGACCGGAUUUCGAUCGAUUCGCUCGUAUGCUAGAAGAAAAUAGAGAGUUGAUAUCAGAUUUGACGUUCAAUGGGGAUAUUAACGAAACUGCUUCUGUGUUGAUGGAUAUUGCUGGCGAUACAUUGGAACGUUCAGAACAAGCAGAAUGUACAACAAAUCGGGAAAAAAUUGCUUCAAAUUUGCCAAAAGUUUGGAGAAUACUUGUGGAACUUUUGGGACAUUAUGAUAAUAAAACAUCGAACGAGUCAAAGCCAGACGAUAGAAACGAAUCUAGGGCUGCUACUGUAAGUAGAACAUUUUUGAAACUUAAAGAUCUUAUUCUUGAAAAAAAUGCUCUGAUAAAAGAUAUUGGUAGGCUAAAGACUCUCAAUGACCAUUUAGAAUCUAGACUUGGCCAUCAACAACAGAGGCUAUCGACUGUUUCUGCAGAAUUAGGUAAUGCAUGGAAUGCUGUAACUAAGCUUAACGCACAACAUAGAAAACUUCACACCCAUGAGAAAAUUCUUAGAUAUGAAUUGCAACACAAGAGAACUGUAUUGACUGGUUUAAAACGGGAACUAGAGUACUGUAAAGAAAAAUGGGAUCAAGCUAGAUUAAAGAAUACACAAUCGGAACAAGAUUGGCAAUCAUUACGAGAAGAAUUUGCCCUGAGAAAAUGUAGUACAUCAGUAGAGAGUGGAUUCGAAGACGAUGAGAGCCGAGUGGCCAAUGUUGAUAGUGGAGCUUGUAGUGAUGAAGAUGAGAAUUGGCUGAAAACAUUAUCUAUGGAAAAUUCAGAAACAGAAACAGAAACAGUAGACGAACCUCAGUCAGAAACCAAACCAACUGGAGUUAAACGACUAGAGGAACAGAGUAGAGCACUGCUUAAUCAAAUGGUACGUACUUCCCGAACCAGUGACUCUAUUAGUGAGCGACUGGAGGAAUUGCAAAGACAAUACAGUCGGCCUGGACGACCGGUCACAACAUCAGAAAAUGUAGAUAGCACUACUUUAUCAGACAUAUUAGUUGAGCUACCUGGAACAAGUACUUCGACUGAAAUUAUUUUGCAGUCAAAUGAUGAAAACACAAAUAAUUUACAAAUAGAUGCGACUGUUCCAAAAUCUAAUGAAGAAGAAAGACUUCAGGAAAAUACAGUAGUAUUACGGCCAGAUGAGGAGGAAAGACUUCAACGAAGAGCAGCUCGAUUAAAAAGAUUGGAAGAACAGUGUUUGGGAUUAUUUCGACAAGUAAGUAAAAUAAAAGUUUUUUAUUGUAUUUAUUGUAUUAAUAUUGAAGUUAAACAAUAUAAAACUAAUUUAGAAUAAUUAUUUCAAUUUAAAAAUAUUUUUAAAAGCUAUUAAAUACGUUGCGUAAAUUAUUAUUAUUUUUUGUUGGUUUUCCAAAUUAAUAUUUUUGGGCCUAACUAGUGGUGUUGAUAAGACUAAGAUCUCAAAUGUUCUAUUAAAUAAAGCAAUUUAAAAUUAUUAUUAUUUUGUCCAAAUAAUUAAAGUUUAUAGAUUUUAUUUUUUUAUUUAUUACAUUUAAUUAAUAUUCUGUACAUAUCUAUUCUUUGUAAAAGUAUAAAUCAUUUAGUACGUUACCUAUUACAUUCGUCUUGUUAUUUUAUUCAUUCGCUUUUAGGGGGGUGGGCAGUGGUGUAUUAAGAAUAAUUUUUAUUUCUGCCCUUCUCCUUUCACAUAUUUUCACCCACUACUCUUUACAACCUCAGAUCUUCGCUCUCCGCUCUCAAUUACUGAUAAAUGUGUCUCUUGCUUUAUUUUAAAUGAAAUUUUAAAAUGUUUAUCCUAGGGUUUAACAAUUAACAAUUUCAAAGUGUUUCAUUCAAAUAAAAAAUCAUAGGUAUCAAAUAAUGACAUAAGUAAAUUGUAUAUGUUAUUGGUCGUUUCACUUAUUUUACAUUCAACUCAAAAUUAUUUGAUGAGAUAAUCUGUUAUUGCAUAUUACUUAUUACUUGGGGAUACAAAGUUAAGAUUACACAGUGUAGCAAAAGGUCUAUACAAAAGACGACCCUUCUCGACAUAAAAUUACUCGUGGUCCUUUUAUACUUAUAAAAACAGCGCUUACAACAAUUACCAAUUACUUAUAAAAAUAAAAUCAUAGAUUAAUCAAUUUAUUAAAUACAAUUAAAGAAAUCUGUUAUACAAAUUUGACUUUGUGGACUUUUUUUUCCUAUUAAAAAUUGUUUUGCGGAUGAUUACUCAAUUUUUCUUGUGUUUACAGUAGAUACAGAAAUUAAGACCACAAAGCGAACAGUUUUAUCUAUGUUCCAGCGUGCUUAUUUUUUGAUAAUUUAAUCAAUGAUGCUAUUAAGUGUUAUACAUUUUGUGAUAAAAACAAAAAUUAAUAAACUCAAUAAAACUUCCGCCCCUAAAACUUAAAAUUUUGUCACUGGGGUCAUUCGCCCCCUUCGCCCCUCUUAAAUGCGCCACUGCGGGUGGAGGUGUAUUAUAUACCUACUGUAAGAUAUCUAGAUCUAACUUUUAGUUACGGUAAUCUAUUAAUUUACCGUAUAUAUAUAUAUAUUUUCAAUAGGCAACUAAUAGUGGAUAUUAUUAUUAUUUUUGUUUAGGUGAGUGAGACGAACGCUAGGAGUGAUGUGAUAUCCGUUCGACUAGAUGAAGUGCAUGCCAGACAGGUAGCGAGGUCUAACGAUCGAUUACAAACGACGUCCAAUGCUGAUGUCGUUCCUGCGGAUGAGUCGACCGAAGGAGUUUGACCAGGGACAAGUAAACAAGUAUAAUAUUGUAAUGAUUCAAACGACGUUUUAUAUUUUUAUGAAUGUAUAUUUUUCGAUUCAAAAACACUACAGAAAUGACAGAAAUGUCAAUUACCUUAUUAAAAUUUGUUGUAUUUCCGAGAAAUACAAAGAUUAUUAUUAAAAAAACAAAUACAAUGAUUGCGUACAAACAUGUUCAACACGUAACUAAACUAAUUAGCCAUUAAAAACUACAAUAUUAUUAUUUUAAACAAAUUUCUAAUAUUAUGUUUAAUAUUCAAAAAUCCCACUAUUAUAGCUAUUAUUACAUUAUAGAGUAAUAUUAGUCUAUUACUACCGUUCUCAUAUAUUAUUAUAUCAAUUUAAUUUGAUAAUCUAAUAAAGUUAAAUUAUUAUUAUAAUAACUAGAAUUAUAGAACUAUUAUUAUUCAAAGUACGUGUGAUUUUAUGAGAUUUGUGAUAUACCUUAUUAUUGUAAUGAUUAGUAUUAUUGAAUUGUUGUUGUUACCUUAAGGAAUAUUAUGUACUUAUUAUAUUUGGCAACGAGUUAGUUGUAGCGAAUAAAAUAAUAUAAUAUUACUAUUAUCAUUUCUUUUGAAAAGAAUUGUAUAAAAUGCAUUUUUCCUGAGGUUAUUCGUAUCAAUGAAUAUUUCCGUUUAUAUUAUCAACGUAUUAAUAAUAAUUAUCAAUUCCCAAUUGCGUGUUAUAAAAACAUAAGGUAGUAGUAGUUUAGAACCGUGCGUAUAUUAAGUUAAACGUUUUUUUUCUCGUAAAUGAUGUUUAUCGUACGAUAAAGUUUUUAUAUUUUUAAAUUAUUAUUAAAUAUGAACGUACACAUGUAUACACGGUAUGAUAUUACAUGUAUUAUUUUUUUUUAAUGCGAAUAAGUCACGAAUGAAUGCAAAAUUUAAUAUUCUCUAGGUGCAUAUAAUAUAAUAACGAAUUAUAAUAUAUAGGUACCUAAUGAAAGUUGUCGAUAAUAAUGUUGUUGUUAUUAUUAUUGUCGAGUAAUAUUAUAACAUUGAAUAAUAUCGUACAUUUUAUCACAAAACUCAAACAAAAAUACGUACAAAGAAUUGCCUAAGUAAGUAUAUUAUAAUAUAUUAUGAUUAUUUAAAUAAGAUUGAAUAAAUUUAAUCGCUAUGUAUACUUUAUGUAAAUGUAUACUCAUCUAAGUAGAAUAUUAUUAUUAUUAUAUUUUAUUAAUAAUAUAAUAUCUAUAAAGAGAAUCUAAUGAUUAAAACGUCUUUGUAAGUAUUAUUAUAAUGUAAGUAAGUGAUAUCUUAUCGAUCACGAUUUAAAAUGUUAUUAGAUUAUAAUGAAAAAGAUUAACAAAAAAAAGACGAUGCGCGUGUUUUCCGAAACCUCUUGUCGUUUAGUCGAAUGAUGUCUUGCCGAAGAUGAAGUUGCCCAGAGCUGCCGGAUCUUCAGAAGCGAAAAAUUCCACCCAGUAUUUAGCGAACUCGUCGUGAGACACUUGAAUUGUGCCGUUCUG
This is a messenger RNA of Cinara cedri, 9068 nucleotides long. The record is from the annotation of a GenBank genome assembly. NCBI's taxonomy places the organism in Eukaryota, Metazoa, Arthropoda, Insecta, Hemiptera, Aphididae.